AGGUGGGCUGAGUCUGUCUUUUGCAUCCAAGCCCUCCCUCUGCUGUGUGGGUGUGGUGGGCCAUCUGGAAUUACAGUGUUCACGGGUUACUGGGCAGGAGAAUGAGAGAUGCAUCAUGCGGACACUCUCGUUGAUCAUACAGAGGAUAUAGCUCCUGCAUAUGAGUGUUGGGAGGCGGCUGCAUUGAUUUCGACAGGGACUGGCUGAGCAGACGGGACGAGCUGAGGGAGAGCUAUGGAUGUUCAGCGUCUGGUGUUUGCAUUAUUCAUGUGUUAAAGGUUCUCAGAGGGGAGAGACAGAGCGGGAACAGACAUUGUUCUGUGAAGCAUCCAUGGAAGCAAUUGGAGAAACUUCAUUUCCAGAUGACUCUGGGAGCCAAAGCCUGUGUCCAGACCCUCACGCAGGCGCUGCUGUGGCCCCGGGCUGGGCCCACCUCCACAAACCCAUCAUUGUGAUGGUGAUGGGAUCUCUGAUGUGCGCUGCAGGCGGACUCCUCUUCCUCCUCCAGUCAUUAGGGGUGAUUGAGUCAUCCAGCUCCGUGGCCUCGGCCUGCCUGUCCAUAGGUCUGAUGUUCGUCGUGAUGGGGCUUGUUUGGAUCCCCAUACUGAAGGAGAAGCAGAGGCGGAAGUGGUACAGCCAGGGGGCUCGAAUAGAAGUGACUCUAUAAUGUGGAAGUGGUUGUUUUUGUCAGUGAUGAUGCAACUUCUUUUGAAACAUCCAGUGCAGUCACAGAGCUGGUGUGGUUCUUGCUGAUAACCGCUUGCGUACAUUGCACUUUGACCACUGCAGGUUAUUUCAUGUUGAGUCAAUGAGGAUUGCACUUCACUGUCCUACUGAUACACAUCUGGACUAACUUCUGUCUUGUUUGGAGGAUCUUCACUUGCACCAUGUCCACAUCUGUACAGGUAGAGCCAGUCAUGGAGAGAAGGUAUGAAGGAGUCGGCCGCUGCAAGUGCUCGUUCUGGUUCGCAGUGGCCCACGACAUACUCGGUGUCUUCAUCAUGAUGGUGGGAGUGUUCGGAGGGCUGGUUAUCCACGAUCUGUUCAUCUACGCGGGGGCUAUCAUCAUCUUCCUCAGCCUGAUCUGGUGGGUGUUCUGGUACUCCGGGAACAUCGACGUGCCACCUGAAGAGCUGGAGGAUGAUGUGGGCCUGAUCAAGCUGAAGAACCGCGGACUCAGCCGGGUGGUGAGGCGCGUGUCCGACCGCCUCUCCAGCAGGAUCAGGAACUCUUUCAGAAGGAGCGGCCCAUCCAUCAAAGCAGACCCCGCAGUCAACAACAGACCUUCAAACACUGGUUCAGAGGUGCCACUCUCCACUAUCUAUGACACCACCAUGGCCUCCUCAUCUAAAGAACUUGUCAGAGAGACAUUGUCAAUAUGAACUACCCCAUUACAGACUGUAAAUGACACACAGAGACACUGAACCUGAACUUAUUUGUUUCCUUUGCUUGUCAGUUUGAAAGGGAUUUUGUGUUUGUUCUGCUAACACACACUAGUAAUCAUUAGACAGCAUUUAAGUCUUGCCUAGAUAGCAUCCACAUGUUCUUAUCUCGUUGAUAAGAUGUAAACUUUGCACACCAUAACAGUGUUGCAGAUGGCUCUGAUUUACAGCAUGUUCAUCAGUCACUAGUCUGUCAUCGUAAAGUCAUGUGUGGUUGAUUCAGAGACCUUACAGAGAAGGGAUGUAGUAACUGUAAAUAGAAAAAAAGGUUGUAACAAGAGAUUUGUUACGAUGAGACUGACUCUUAUUUGGAUAAUGUGUGACCUGAAUACUUUUUUUUGUACUAGGACAGCAGUGGAAAUUAACCAAAAGCAGCAAGUUUACUUAUUUAUUUCAUGUAUAACAUUAAACUGAAACCUUAUAAUUUUUGUUGUAUCACAUGCCAAAUAGAUAAAGUACAGCUCAGUUUCAAAAUUCAACCACUAGAUGUCGUCUGUCACUAGCUUCACUCCCUUAGGUUUCCAUUCUCUCCCAAACAAUUUUGUGUUAUGAAUGAAUAUGUGAAUAUAUUUGAGUACUGUGCAGGUACAUUUCCUGCUUUUGCAAGGCAAAGUGAAAACAGCUCCUCAGUUAUAACCUGUGCACACACACCAAUUUGUGUCCAGGAGAAGUCCAAAAUAAACAUGUUUUCCCUCUUC
Molecule: messenger RNA, 2140 nt
Organism: Epinephelus lanceolatus (giant grouper)
Lineage: Eukaryota; Metazoa; Chordata; Actinopteri; Perciformes; Serranidae
Source: RefSeq, a predicted model, not a curated record